AUGUCCUUGGUACCGACUACAGGCGCUGUGCUCAUUGGCAUCUUCAUCUCGAGCGCGCGAGUGCUAUGGGGACUUAUGACCUCGCAAGUAUAUAUCUAUAUGCAGAGAAACUGGAACAAGGAUACGUGGCGCCUGAAGUCUUAUAUUGUCUACAUUUGCUCCGACGACGUGAACACAGGGAUAACGCUUCUACGCGUGGCGUUUAUGGAUUCGUUCGUGCUCUUAUGUUUAACACCGAACGAGCCGCUGAAAUUAUCGUUGUUCGAAGUCAGCAACAAAAACUACAUCCUAGUUGGCGUGGUGACUAUUCUAGCAUUCGCUCACUUCGGAUUAGAAAUGGCUGUCAUGGCGUUGACAUUUGUAUUCCCGAAGUUCUCGCAAUUCCGAAGGAUCACAGGCUAUUACACCGGAUCCAUGGCUGUCGCAGCCGCAGACGAUAUUAUUAUCGCACUCGCAAUGACCUACUACCUGAGCACUCGCCGCACAGGUAUCAGACGAACAAACACAUUGGUCAACCGCAUUAUCACAUAUGUUAUCACGACUGGCGCGCUCACCAGCGUGAUUGAUAUCGCCAUCCUCAUAUGUUUCGUCGUGAUGCCAGACAAUCUCGUCUAUCUAAGCAUGUAUCAAUUCGUGGACAAUCUUUAUGCAAAUUCUCUUCUUGCUAUGUACGUUGUUCUCUCCAUAUUCUGGGCACAUCGGUUCAUCCAGGUCAUCAACACGAAUCCUAGGCUUAACGCCCGCGAGAUGCUCAGCCAGGCCUCAUAUGGCAGUACGACUAUCGCGUUUUCCAACAAUUACCCGCUCUCGGGUGUACGCGUUCAAGUUCAGAACAAUAAGGUGGCUGAAAGCUCGGGAGAGGAACCUCGCAGAGGUCUGGCGAACGAUGCAAUCGCAAGUCAGCUCCGAUUUGCGUCUGAGGAUGCAAGUGAUGCCACGAAAACAUUUAACAACUCGUUCUACGGCGUUGUUUAA
This is a messenger RNA of Punctularia strigosozonata HHB-11173 SS5, 975 nucleotides long. RefSeq lists its product as uncharacterized. The transcript has 14 exons. Bases 1 to 975 code for a protein of 324 amino acids. Lineage: Eukaryota; Fungi; Basidiomycota; Agaricomycetes; Corticiales; Punctulariaceae. The record is from RefSeq and is a predicted model, not a curated record.